UGAAGGGGUUAAUUUUACAUAUUCAGCAGCUCCCCUUAAAAAAAAAAAAAGGACUGUGGGGGCUGGGAAGGCUUUCCAUUCUGCAUACAAACUAUUGCAUAAGGUUCAGUCAUCCAGUGUUUCACCGCCUGUACUCCUUCAUAUCAAGACCUCUCGUAUAUAAAAAGCUGUUAUGCAAACCAUUGUGCUGUUGGUGUUGUGGGUAUUGGGAACAUCCCUGGUGUUGCCAGACCCAGACACGGCUGGGGAUGUAGCAGUCGAAGAAACCAUACCAUGUUCUAAAGGAUGCACUUGUCUGCAUGAUGACUUCAGCUUGGAGCUCAACAUGUACUGCAGUGCUCGGAACUUCACGCAUGCCCCGUCUGACAUCCCCUCCUCCACUCAUUCCCUCUGGCUUGACGGCAACCUGUUUACAUCCCUCGCAGCGGCGUCUUUUAAGGAUCUUUCUAACCUGGACUUUUUGAAUCUGCAGAGUGGAGAGCUGCAGACUCUUGACCCUCAGGUUUUCAGAGGACUUAGGUCGCUAGCACACGUUCACCUCGAACGGAAUCGCCUCCGUGCGUUACCAGGUACAAUCUUCCAGACUACGCCCAACCUCGCCUCGAUUAGUCUGCAUAACAACCAACUGUCUCGUAUUGAGGAAAGACUGUUUGCUGGACUCUCACAAAUGUGGCUUCUAAACAUAGGGUGGAACUCACUAGCAGUUUUACCUGAGACAGCUUUCCAGGACCUACAAGGUCUACGGGAGCUCAUUCUCGCAGGGAACCGACUCGCUUACUUGCAGCCACAGCUUUUCCAAAAUCUUGUCGAGCUUAAAGAAUUGGAUCUGACUGGAAAUCAUCUCAAGGUUAUCAAAGCCAAUGUAUUUGUCAAACUCACUAAACUCCAAAAGCUUUACCUAGCCCAAAAUCAGAUUGUGACGGUGGCACCCAGAGCCUUUGUAGGCAUGAAGUCACUGAGAUGGAUGGAUCUCACAAACAACAGACUGACUUCUCUCCAUGAUGACACCUUCUUGGGCCUGCACAGUCUCCAUGUACUGCGUCUUUCCAACAACUCCAUCACUGGAAUUCGGCCAAGGACUUUCCGGGAUUUGCAUUACUUAGAAGAGCUUCGCCUCAGCUACAACAAGAUCCGAGCCCUUGGGGAAAGGAUCUUUGAAGGGCUGGGUCAUCUGGAAGUCCUAGAGCUAGAGCACAAUCAAGUGCAGGAGGCACAAGUGGGUAGUUUCACGGGACUCUCUCAUGUGGCUGUCAUCAACCUUUCUGGAAGCUGCUUCCAACGUCUGCCCGACCAAAUUUUCAAAGGUCUGUCUAAGCUUCAUAGUCUUCAUCUGGACAGAGGUUGCCUAGCAAGGGUCACAACACAAGCUUUUACUGGACUGUCUGGUUUACGGAGGCUUUUCUUGCAGCACAAUAAUAUCUCUGUGGUGGAACACCAGAGCUUUGUGGACCUGGUGGGCCUAUUGGGACUGGACAUGAGUUUUAACAAAUUGGACGUUCUCACAUCCCCUACAUUCUCUGGCCUAAAAAAUGUUGAGUACUUGCUGUUAUCCAACAAUGAAUGUCGACAGUUUCUGCAAAACGGCACAAAGCAUCUACUCCCAAAGCUGCGCUAUCUGGACCUGAGAGCUAAUAGCUUGACAAAUUUGGUCCCCGAUUUUCCAGAGAGUAUGGAAAAACUUUUGCUUUCCGGAAACCGGUGGAAAUGUGACUGCAGUGCCCUCCCACUGAGAAACUACAGCUUAAAGAGUCCAUUGGUGAUACCUCGGCAAGUGGAGACCCACGCAGAGGGAGAAGAGCCUGACUCAACCAUCACCAUAUACAACAACAUAACAUGCACCAGCCCACCACGUCUAGCUGGCCAGGACCUGCGGGAUAUUGACAGUGAACUCUUCCAAGGUUGCUAGGCAAACACGCACAGAUUGGAUUUGAGAAUUGUUUAAUAUUCUGUAAUAUUUUCAACAAUGCAAAUUCAUUUAGUUUCUGAUCUCAAGAUUAAAUUUCAACACUAAUGAAUGAUUCAGGGUUUUGUUUCACAUGAACUAGUUACAGAUACAGUAUAUGGUAGCCUUUAGAGAAAAUGGUUAAAAUAGUUAUCAGGUGCUAUUAAUUUCUUAACAUGAAAAGACAACACAUAUUUGUCUUCCCUACAUUACACUCAAUUUUAAACAAAUAUUAAUUUCUUAUAUAACUUGAACCCAUUUUCUCAUGGUUGCUCAUGAGUUUGAGACAAUAAAAAUAUACAUUGGGAUGACAGGUCAAAACAAAUGUUGGCCUGAUAUGAAAACAUAGCUACAUUUCCACAAAACUAAGAGCAACAAAACUGCAUUUUGAGUUCAACCCAUUAUGAUAAAACAAUUUGCAAAACUGUAGGGCAGUAAGAAAUAUGUAGACUCCAGCUUCAAAUAUCAAUAAAUGUGUAUUACUUUGUGUAGUAAACACAUGUUUUGUCACUUUAAAAAGAAAUACACUAUUGGAAAAGUUGCUUGAAAAGUGCAAUAAAUAUUUCAAACUUG
Molecule: messenger RNA, 2515 nt
Organism: Eleginops maclovinus (Patagonian blennie)
Lineage: Eukaryota; Metazoa; Chordata; Actinopteri; Perciformes; Eleginopidae
Gene: igfals
Product: insulin-like growth factor binding protein, acid labile subunit
Exons: 2
Coding region: 173-1906 (577 amino acids)
Cellular component (GO): extracellular matrix
Molecular function (GO): protein binding
Source: RefSeq, a predicted model, not a curated record